This is a messenger RNA of Phycomyces blakesleeanus NRRL 1555(-), 1288 nucleotides long. RefSeq lists its product as hypothetical. The record is from RefSeq and is a predicted model, not a curated record. The coding region runs from base 10 to 1179 and encodes 389 amino acids. NCBI's taxonomy places the organism in Eukaryota, Fungi, Mucoromycota, Mucoromycetes, Mucorales, Phycomycetaceae. Gene Ontology annotation, cellular component: proteasome regulatory particle. The transcript has 7 exons. Gene Ontology annotation, biological process: proteasome-mediated ubiquitin-dependent protein catabolic process. Gene Ontology annotation, molecular function: protein binding.
CCUUUCAAAAUGUCCAUCCCCGCUCAAGACAACACACUCCAGAAGAUCCCCGAUCUGUACCUGGCACACCAUCGUUUCAUCGUCAACCAGGGACCAGUUGAACAACGUCAGAAUGCAAAGAACGAACUUCUCAAGGAAAUCGAGCAAAAGAACAUGGCCCCUUUUUACAAGUUCAUUGUAGAAGAGUUCAAGAUCCCUUUUGAUCAGCAACUAUACACUCGUAUGGAGGCUGCCAACAAGGAAGAACUCAAGAAGUUCGACGAAAAGGUUGUGGAUGCAGAACAGAAUCAAGGAGAAACUGAAAUCAAUGAAGCUUUGUUGGGAAAGGCUGAUUAUUAUUCUAGUAUUGGUGACAAGGAAAGUGCUCUCACAGGCUACAACAAUCUUUUGAACAAAUCCAUUACCUUGGGUACUCGUAUCGAUAUUGUCUUUGCUAUCGUUAGAAUUGGAUUUUUCUUUGAUGACUAUAACCUUGUACGCUCCAAGUUGGAUAAACUCAAGGAAUUGAUUGAGCAAGGUGGUGAUUGGGAUAGACGUAACCGUCUCAAGGCUUAUGAGGGUGUUUAUCUCAUGUCGAUCCGUGACUUCAAGGGAGCUGCUAGUCUUUUUAUUGACACUCUCAGCACAUUUACUAGCACUGAGAUGAUGUCUUAUCAAGACUUUGUCAAGUAUGCUGUUCUCACUAGUGUCAUUAGCAUGCAGCGUGUAGAUAUUAAAAAGAAGGUUUUAGAUGCACCCGAGAUUCUUGAGGUGAUUUCAGAUAUUCCUUAUCUGGAAGAUUUCAUGACCAGUCUUUACAACUGCAAUUACUCAGACUUUUUCCGCGCUCUUGCCAAUGUGGAAGAAACUCAUUUACGUACAUCCCGUUACCUUUACGCUCACAUGCGUUAUUACACACGCGAGAUGCGUAUUGUUGCUUAUGCCCAGCUUCUUGAAAGUUACCGUUCAUUGACCUUGGCAAGCAUGGCUCAGGCAUUUGGUGUAUCUGAGGACUUUAUUGAUCGUGAGCUGUACAAGUUUGUCGCUGCCGGUCGUUUGAACUGUGUGAUCGAUAAGGUUAAUGGUGUGAUCGAGACCAACCGCCCUGACGCAAAGAAUGCGCAAUACCAGACAGUAGUGAAGCAGGGAGAUUUGCUACUUAAUAGAGUACAGAAGUUGAGCAGAGUUAUCGAUGUCUAAGUGUAUAAAAAUGAAUUAAUGGAUAAAUAAAGAAAGAAAGAAAUAAAUAAAGAGAAAAUCAUUGAGAACAAUAAAGGACAAUUAAACCGUAUUUUUUUAAAAGAAACAU